AUGAGUAUUAAAAGAAUAGAAGCAGAUGUGGAUGAUCGAGCCCGGGACAGUGCUUGCUAUUUCUGUAAUGAAAUGUUCGAGAUGGGAAAGUUACAGAAUCAUUUGAAACAAUGCGGUAGUAUAUUAGAGCAAUGUCCGCUACGCUGUGGAGCGUGGAUACAGAGGAAACACAAGGACACACACGUCAAGGACUGCCCGCAAAUGACUCGUGAAGCUGUCUCUCCCAGUCACGUCCGUGCCUCCGACCCAGUUCCUCCUCAGCCCAACCUUCAUACGUGGACUCCACAUUCGAUACCUUUGGAGGACUGUGUCACUUACCUUGAGAAGGAAAUUACUUCUAUCAAGUUGAUUCUCACUGAGGAGACCAGUCAUCGCGAUGUCCAGUCCACUGAGAUAGACAACCUGAGAUCCAAGCUGGUGUUGGUGGAGGAACGAACACAACACUUCCUCUCAUCAUUGGUUUCCUUAAGAGCCGCUGUUGAUGAUGAGGCUGAGAGAUCAGCCAACUGGGCGGCACAGUUCAAACACGACCUCGCUAAUGUCCAGCUUGCUUUACAGGAGUUACAAAGCCAGCAGAUGAAUACCGCAAUGCGUUUAGAGAGUGUCGUCACCAGUCUCGUACACGAGCAACGAGAGAGAGAAUUGCUUGAACAGGCGAUGACAGAUCAUGAUAAUAAGAUAAGAAGCAUCAAAGCAUUAGAGGAAGCGGUAAACUAUCUAAAGCAGACAAUAGAAGAUGAGAGGCAACGCAACGAGGAAAAUCAAAUUGGAUUAAUGGGUGACAUGGUUGGGGGUCGUUUGGCAAUAGAUCGUAUAGCGGUUCUGGAAGUAGCUACUGCAGAUGCUAGGGCAGAAGCGGCAGAACAAAUAGCUAAGAUGGACUUGGUCUCUAGAGAUCUCAGGGCUUUAACAAAAUCCUACCACAAGUUGAGGAAUGAGCUCAUAGAUUUCCAGUCAAGAGUCAGUUUGGACAAUCCGGAGCUCGGCGGAGACAAUGGUCAUCUUAUCUGGCGAAUAGACAACUUCCAUGACCGAAUGAAAGAAGCCAAGGAAAAAGACGCCGUAUUGACAAGUCCUCUCUUCCGUACCAGCAAAUAUGGUUACACAUUAAAGGCUGAAUUAAAUUUGAACGGUAUCGGCAAAUGGAAAGGGCGCCAUUUGACGUGCACGCUACGUCUUGUGGCCGGCCCUUACGACCAACUUUUGGACUGGCCCUGCGAUCUCACUAUCAACAUCAUUUUGAGGGAUCAGCCCGCGAAUAAAAGUCAGGCAACGGAUAUAGUAAAAACUCUGGAUUUGCGUCGAAAAUCGUCAUCAAAGCGUCACGAUUAUGACAUUUCUGGUGACGACAAAACAAGAUCAACAGAAUCCCUCGACCUUAACGUGAUACAGAUGAAGAAACAAUACAUCUUCAUACCUCACACCAGUCUCGAUAAAUUUGAAUACAUCAAAAACGAUGUAAUGUUCUUGGAAUUUAUAGUCAACCAAUAG
Messenger RNA from Danaus chrysippus (African queen), 1491 nucleotides. NCBI's taxonomy places the organism in Eukaryota, Metazoa, Arthropoda, Insecta, Lepidoptera, Nymphalidae. The record is from the annotation of a GenBank genome assembly.